GCUCAGAGAGGGGGAUGCUGCGCGAUACGGAGGUGUUAUCAGCUUAAGAAUAUUGGAGCACCCCUCGCGGCAAUUAUAACUGGCUCUGAGAGAGAGCGCAUGCAUGCGCAUAACACGCUCCCGCUGAUGAUUCCGACUUUGCAGAAUUAGACAGCAUCAUUUGCAGAUACCUUCCUUUGAGAGCGGUCUGACUCACAGUGGGCUGCCUCAGACCAGUAGGACGUGCCUGUCUACUAGUGGUCCGGUCUGCUGCUUGUCCAGAGGUGUGCCACUCCAGAACCUCUACACUUCACUCUUGCGCCCCUGCGCCCCCGAUCACCUGCCCCAGGUCUCCCCAAGGCAGCCAUGACAGACACGGUGAUGAGCGGAAACUCAGACCGGUGGGCCGGCCCCGGCGACAGGCAGAUGGCCAGGCAUGGCACUGAUAAGGACCAGAGUGGCUGGGCAAUGCACCCUGGCCAGGGGGAUUGCCUGCCCGGCGCGGACCUGACGGACGAGGAGAAGGAGAUCAUUAACAACGUGAUCGCACGGGCCGAGAAGAUGGAGGCCAUGGAGCAGGAGAGGAUUGGUCGCCUGGUUAACCAGCUGGACGACAUGAAGAAGACGGCCCGCGGAGACGGCGUGUCCCGAUGCCUUCUGUGCGGGGAGCAGUUCGGCGCGCCUGGGGUCAGCCCUGUGGUGUGCGCCGAGUGCAAGAAGAAUAUGUGCAGCAAGUGCGGUGUACAGAGCAACAACCGACCCAGGUCCGUGUGGCUCUGCAAGAUCUGCAGUGAACAGAAAGAGGUGUGGAAGCGAUCUGGGGCCUGGUUCUUCAAGGGCCUGCCCAAGCAGUUCCUGCCGUCGCCCAUCCCGAUCUCCAAGGCCAAAGAGCCCGCCACCCAGCCCCCGCCGGCCUCCCAGGAGCCACCAGCCCCAGAGUCUGGGGCUUCCAGGGCCCAGAGCAGGGGCCCUGCAGAGACCCAGGCCUCCAGCACAGAGCCACAGGUGACAGAAACAGAACCCACUGGAGGGCGAGGAAGCCGCCCCCCUGUGGCCCCAAAGCCCUCUGUAGUGCGGGCGGGGGCUAGCGGAGGUGAGAGCGCAGACUCCUACCUCAGGGAGGGGGACAGUGAGGCUCAGCAAAGCCCUGUGGUGGUGAAGAAGGCGGUCCCAGUCCAAAGCUCCAGACCUCCCCCAGCCUCGGCUGUCCCCGUGGCCCAGCAGGCUCCAGCACCAGCCCCUGAGGUUGAGAGCGGCUACGCUACCACAGUCCAGAGGGAGGAGAGAGCAGCCCCUCCAGUCCGGCAGCCGGCCACCCAGAACCCUCCCCCUGUGCGCCAACAGCAGCCCCCUCCCGAGGAGGAGGAAGAGGCCAACAGCUACGACUCAGAUGAAGCCACCACACUGGGCUCCCUGGAGUUCAGCCUGUUAUAUGAGCAGGAGAACAACGCCCUGCACUGCAGCAUCGUGCGGGCCAAGGGUCUGAAGCCGAUGGAUUCCAAUGGGCUGGCCGAUCCUUACGUGAAGCUGCAUCUGCUUCCAGGGGCAAGCAAGUCCAACAAGCUACGGACCAAAACCCUACGCAACACUCGAAACCCUGUCUGGAAUGAGACGCUGGUGUACCACGGACUCACAGAUGACGACAUGCACCGCAAAACCCUCAGGCUCUCCGUCUGUGAUGAGGACAAGUUUGGGCACAACGAGUUCAUUGGGGAGACCCGAGUGGCCCUGAAGAAGCUGAAGAUGAACCAGAAGAAGAACUUCAACGUGUGCCUUGAGAGGGUGGUCCCGAUGAAGCGGACAGGAACAGCAGGCUCAGCACGAGGCAUGGCGCUGUACGAGGAAGAGGUGAAGGAGACUGGAGAGACAGAGGAGAGAGGCCGGAUCCUGGUGUCACUCACAUACAACUCCCAGCAGGGCCGGCUCGUUGUGGGCAUCGUGCGCUGUGCCCACCUGGCCGCCAUGGAUGCCAACGGCUACUCCGACCCCUUUGUCAAAAUCUGCCUAAAACCAGACAUGGGAAAGAAAGCUAAGAACAAGACUCAGAUCAAGAAGAGGACUCUGAACCCAGAGUUCAAUGAAGAGUUCUACUAUGAGAUUAAACACAGCGAGCUGGCAAAGAAGACCCUGGAUAUCUCUGUGUGGGAUUAUGACAUAGGGAAAUCCAACGACUAUAUUGGCGGCUGCCAGCUUGGCAUCACAGCAAAGGGGGAGCGCCUGAAGCACUGGUAUGAGUGCCUGAAGAACAAGGACAAAAAGAUAGAGCGCUGGCACACCCUUCUGAAUGAAAGCCAUGUCUCCAGCGACUAGGACACCCCUGCACCCCC
Molecule: messenger RNA, 2306 nt
Organism: Megalops cyprinoides (Indo-Pacific tarpon)
Lineage: Eukaryota; Metazoa; Chordata; Actinopteri; Elopiformes; Megalopidae
Product: rabphilin-3A-like
Exons: 20
Coding region: 346-2289 (647 amino acids)
Biological process (GO): intracellular protein transport
Cellular component (GO): membrane
Molecular function (GO): small GTPase binding
Source: RefSeq, a predicted model, not a curated record